CCCAAAUGAAAUUAGAAACAUUUGAUAAAGAGUGGACCAUAAGAAGGGGAAAGAAGGUAAGAAAAAGGCGAAAUCCCAUGUCAUGGAUGAUGGUGGAUCUGCACUCUGCACCACUGUGAAAAAAGCACAAUCAUCAUCAUUUCCAUUUCCCCCAAUUCCCAAUUUCCAAUUUGUUUUUCCUUCGCUUCCCAUUUUGAAUUCUUGAAACCAAAAAAAAACAAAAACAAAAAAGAAAACAGUGAUGGAAUUAUUGAAUUGACGACGCCCCUCUGUUUUUUCAGCCCAUCAAUGGCAAAUUUCCUAGGUUUUUGGCACCCACGAACACAGACACCUUUAUUGCACAUAUAUAAUACAAUGUGUGUGUGUAACUGAAGAUCCCAGCUUUUCCCCCCCCACGAAUCUGCAUGUGUGUGUGGUUUUUGCCAUUUUUUCUUCCCAAUUAAUUUUCCCUCUCCUCGUUUUGGGGAAUCCUAGGUUUUCUCUGGUUCUUUUUUUAGCCAUUUGAAGGAUUGAUUCAGUUUCUCUCUCUAAACCCAGGAAAGAGAGCAUUGUUACAUACACAUUUUUACAUGCAGAGAGAUAUGUAUGAAUGUAAGCCAUUUUGCUUUCACUUUUGAAAUUAUGGUUUCUGCCGUGGUGGGUUGUUUAUUGGAUUCUGGUUGGGUGCAGCUGAGGAAAUUUGGGGGUGCAUUGAUGAAUUUCUAGCUUCGGUUGAAUCUAUAUGGAGCUAUUUCGUUCAGAAUUUGUGUAGAGAUCUCGUAUUUUAUGUAAUUUUAUGCGAUUGUAUUAGGACAUUCUCAAAUUAGGGCUUGUUUUUCUCAGAUCCCCAAUUUUUUUUCAUCAUCCUUGGGUUGUUAUUAUGUUUCUGGGCUAGGUAUACUUUACUCCAAAAUGCCUUUAAUUUGAAACCCUAAAGUUUCAGUCUUUUUUCUUUAGAGCUAUAUAUUUUCAACUUUCCCUUGGAAAAAAAAAACCUCGAGAGCCCAGAAUGUGGAAACAGAUUCUUGGUAAAUUGCCUCGGAAAUCCCCGAAAUCAGAUCCUGAUUCUCCAAGAAGCCCUAACCCGGGGCCGAAUUCAUCGUCUGCUGGCAACCCUGCUGCGAAAAGAGCUUCAGCUGCAGUCUUUCCGGCCUGUGUGAUUGCUGGAAUCGAGCCGUUGCUCGCGUUCAAGGACGUCCCGAGCUCAGAAAAGAUGAAUCUCUUCAUAAGUAAGCUGAGUCUCUGCUGUGUAGUGUUUGAUUUCACUGAUCCCGUGAAGAAUGUUCAAGAAAAGGAGCUUAAGCGAGCCACAUUGCUCGAGCUGCUUGAUUUCGUAUCACAGAACCCCCCAAAAUUCACAGAGCCCGCGAUUUUGGCAUCCUGCAAGAUGUGCUCGGUUAACUUGUUUCGUGUUUUCCCACCAAGUACCCGGUCUAGUAGCUCGGGUUCAGGUGAGAAUGACAAUGAUGACGAGCCAACAUUUGAUCCGGCCUGGUCGCACUUGCAGAUAGUGUACGAUUUCCUGCUCAAGUUUGUGACUUCGCCCUCUUUGGAAACUAAAGUCGCCAAGAAGUAUAUAAAUUACUCGUUUAUUCUGAGAAUCAUCGACUUGUUUGAUUCAGAGGAUCCCCGGGAAAGGGACUGUUUGAAGGCAAUUCUCCACAGGGUAUAUGGGAAGUUUAUGGUUCAUCGUCCAUUUAUAAGGAAGUGUAUGAGCAGCGUGUUCUAUAGAUUCGUGUUUGAGACGGAGAAACACAAUGGGAUUGCAGAGUUGUUGGAGAUUUUUGGGAGUGUGAUCACGGGAUUCGCCUUGCCUCUAAAAGAGGAACACAAGAUCUUUCUUUCGAGGGCACUGAUUCCUCUGCACAAGCCAAAGUCACUGGGGGUUUACUUUCAGCAGCUGUCGUAUUGUGUGAGUCAGUUUAUUGAGAAGGAGCCGAAGCUGGCUAGUUGUGUGAUUAAGGGGCUUUUGAAAUAUUGGCCCGUCACGAAUAGCCAGAAGGAGGUGAUGUUCUUGGGUCAAUUGGAGGAGAUUCUUGAAAUAAUUAACAUGGCUGAGUUUCAAAAAGUCAUGGUUCCGCUGUUUUGGCGUCUUGGCCACUGCAUUAACAGCUACCAUUUUCAGGUAGCCGAAAGGGCUCUUUUCCUGUGGAACAACGACCAAGUCGUGAACCUAAUUGCGCACAACCGGCAAGUUAUAGUGCCAAUUGUGUUCCCAGCUCUGGAAAAAAACGCAGAGAACCACUGGAACCAGGCCGUCCUGAACUUGACCCUAAACGUGAAACGAAUGCUGGCAGAGAUGGACGACGCGCUGAUUGUGGCCUGCAUUGCAAGUUACAAGGAGGAGCAAGCCCGGAAAAAGUCCAACGUGGAGAGACGGAAGGAAGUGUGGGAGCGUCUAGAGAAUGCCGCGAGCCUCCAGCCGGUGACAGGAAGGACUGCAGUUCUGGUAAGCUCAGUGUAGAGUGGUUGGGAUUGUGUUUGCCAUAGGGUUUUGUGGUGGGGGAACAAGAAGGAGGCGCGCCGGAAUCGCCGUCGUUUGGCAUGGUAAGGAUGCCCAGCCCAUUGAUGUUAGAAACUCUUCCAAAUCUGAAUCUGCUGCUUCUCUUUAAAUGUCUAUGUCUAUCUCUACCUCUUCCCCACAAAGGGCAUGGGAAGGGUCUCUGCCUAGUUCAUAUUUUACUUGAACUAACUGUUAUUUGUUAGUCUUUUCUUUUCUUUUUUUCCCUUUUUUUUGUUAUCUUGUUUUCCUCCCCUUUUUUGGCCAACUUAAUUAUAAUUAUUAUCUUGUAUCUCU
Messenger RNA from Salvia miltiorrhiza (redroot sage), 2776 nucleotides. Its product is annotated as serine/threonine protein phosphatase 2A 57 kDa regulatory subunit B' kappa isoform-like. The transcript has 2 exons. Gene Ontology annotation, molecular function: protein phosphatase regulator activity. Gene Ontology annotation, biological process: signal transduction. The record is from RefSeq and is a predicted model, not a curated record. NCBI's taxonomy places the organism in Eukaryota, Viridiplantae, Streptophyta, Magnoliopsida, Lamiales, Lamiaceae. Gene Ontology annotation, cellular component: protein phosphatase type 2A complex. The coding region runs from base 989 to 2443 and encodes 484 amino acids.